ACUCUUUCCCCAAUUUCCCCUCCUCCAGGUCCUUCCCGUCUGCCACAAUGCCAGGCGACAUCACAGAUACCUACGCCGUCGACAAGCUCGACCCGGCCUUGAUCGACGGCAGUGGCGACCCCAAGCGCGAGCUUUCCAUCCACCAACACUCGGUCGAGCCUGCCAUCUACGUUGACGGCCAGAUCACCGAGCAGGGCGAGUUCCUUGCCCAUGAUCUCCCCAAGCCUACUCCCGAAGACCUGCAAACGCUGCGCCGCGUCAGCGAGAAGAUCCCCCUCAAGGCCUACACCAUUGGCUUUGUCGAGCUCGUCGAGCGUCUGUCUUACUACGGUACCACUCAGGUCUUCGUCAACUUCAUCCAAAGGGACAACCCCGGAACUGCUACCGGAAAAGCCCUCAACCCCAGCGAUGACAACGCCCAGCCCGGUGCGCUCGGCUUGGGCCAACAGGCCUCAACUGGUCUGACGACCUUCAACCAGUUCUGGGUCUACCUCAUUCCCCUCUUCGGCGCCUACGUGGCCGACACCUACUGGGGUCGGUUCAAGACCAUCUGGAUCUCUGUUCUGACUGCCAUUGUCGGCCACGUUAUCCUGACUGCUUCCGCCGCCCCCAAGGUUCUCGAGAGCCCCCACUCUGCCAUUGCUGCCUUCAUCAUCGGUCUGAUCAUCAUGGGUGUCGGCACCGGUGGUUUCAAGCCCAACAUCUCUCCCCUCAUCGCCGAGCAGAUCCCUCGCAAGAUGUAUGUCAAGACCGAGAAGAACGGCGAGCGUGUCCUUGUUGAUCCGGCGGUGACGACGGCGAGAAUCUACAACUGGUUCUACUUCUUCAUCAACAUCGGUGCUCUCGUCGGUCAGCUUUCAAUGGCUUACGCUGAGAGAUAUGUCGGCUUCUACCUCUCCUUCAUGCUGCCGACCCUCCUCUUCUGUCUCUGCUUGCCCGUCUUGUACUUCUGCCGCAACUCGUAUACGCACACCCCGCCGACGGGCAGCGUCCUCGCCCCUGCCGUCAAGCUGCUCUGGCGCGGAAUCAUGGCUAGAAUCCACUGGAACCCGAUCAAGACCCACAAGCAUCUUCACGACGGCACCUUCUGGGAGGAUCUUAAGCCUUCUAAGAUGGACCCUUCUACGAAGCCCAAGUGGAUGGCCGCAUUCGACGAUGCUUGGGUGGACGAAGUCUCCAGGGGCUGGAGAGCUUGCAGUACUUUCCUCUGGUUGCCGCUUUACUGGCUCACCUACAACCAGAUCAACAACAACUUGACUUCUCAAGCCGGAACCAUGGCCCUCCACGGCGUGCCGAACGACGUUAUCGCCAACCUGGACCCGAUUGCCCUGCUUAUCUUCAUCCCCAUUUGCGAUAUCCUCGUCUUCCCUGCUCUGCGCCGAGCUGGUAUCAACUUCACUCCUCUCAAGAGGAUCACCGCUGGCUUCUUCAUGGGCAGUUUUGCUAUGGUCUGGGCUUGCGUCGUGCAGUACUACAUCUACAAGAAGAGCCCGUGCGGCAACCAAGCCUCGAGCUGCGAGAACGUGGACCUGAACGUGUGGGCGCAGACGGGCUCGUACGUCCUGAUCGCCAUCUCUGAGAUCCUGGCCUCGGUGACGUCUCUGGAAUACGGCUUCACGAAGGCGCCGAAGAACAUGCGUUCGCUGGUUGCGGCCUUUGCGCUCUUCAUGUCGGCCAUCUCAGCCGCCAUCGGCGAGGCCUUCAACCCUCUCAGCGCUGACCCGUUGCUCGUCUGGAACUACGGAUCUAUGGCCGUCAUCUCGUUUGUCGGCGGCACGAUCUUCUGGUUCCAGUACCGCACGCUCGACGCCCAGGAGGACCAGCUUAACAUGCUGCCCACUGGCCAUGUUGGCACGCAGGCGCAGGCCGAGGACAUUGAGCACAACUUGGGUGUGUCUCAUCAGUCAGAGACUGUUUCCGAGAAGAUAUAAUGGCCUGUCUAGCCGAGCGGCUGGCGCGGGGCGUCUGUCGGGUUUCUAUUCUUGUAUUAACUUUUUUUGUUUUCCUUUUUUAUUUUCCUUGGGACGCGCGGAAAGCGCCCUUAGAUCUAAUGUACGGACAGGAUGGAUGAACGGACGAGAUACGAAGUCGAUGGAAAAGGAAGAGAGAUAACUCGCUGGUGCGAGAUAUGUCUUGCAAAGAUAUAUGAUGGCUCGGAUUGCUGGGAAGGGCAUCUGGUAGCUGGUGGGAUGCGGGACUUUAGUACCUAUACCCAUUACCGAAUUUACGAAUGUUUGAAAUAAUCUUUUGUCUGUCUUGCGUGAUGAGAGGAUAUGGAUGCAGUGGUUGGUUUUUGUUGCUGCUUGUGCGAGAUGUGAGAGCUGGGAGCCUGGGAGGCAGU
Aplosporella prunicola CBS 121167 is the source of this 2341-nucleotide messenger RNA. RefSeq lists its product as uncharacterized. The record is from RefSeq and is a predicted model, not a curated record. The transcript is spliced from 3 exons. Gene Ontology annotation, molecular function: dipeptide transmembrane transporter activity. Bases 48 to 1931 code for a protein of 627 amino acids. Gene Ontology annotation, cellular component: membrane. Gene Ontology annotation, biological process: transmembrane transport; oligopeptide transport. NCBI's taxonomy places the organism in Eukaryota, Fungi, Ascomycota, Dothideomycetes, Botryosphaeriales, Aplosporellaceae.